AUGCUGUUAUUCAUAGUAUUAUUUUGGAAUUUACAGGAAUUAAUGUCAAAAGAGAUGGCUAAACUAAAUCGAGAUGUGCUAAUGCUAAGAGAAGAUCAGGCUCCUAAAGUUGGAGCAAGCUUGAGCCAAUCUGAACCAAGGAAGAUUUCAAUGGUUGGCAUUAAACCUCACAUACCUGACUUGAAUGUGAAACCUUGUUCUGAUUCCGACGAGGAAGAAAAAGGAGAAAUUGCAAAAGAAUUUCAGAAUCUUGCAGGUUUAAAAACUCAUGAUGCCUGUUAUGUUGAUCAUAAGCUUUUGUACGAGCUUGAGGUCGAGAUCAUUGCUCGUCUACCAUGCUUUGAAUACUGGAAACUGCAGUUUCUUAACAAGAAAUUCUUGCAGUUAUUAAAGAGCUGUGAAAUUUUCAGGGUGAGAGAAGAAAGGGGACUUGUGAAACCCUAUGUGAUUUUGCAUUCAGGGGCUGUAUCUAAUUGGGAAAUGUUUGAUAAGGAUUUUAAAACCUUUCGGAGACUUCCUAAAGUUCCUUCUUCUGACUAUUGCUUUUUCCACAGCGAUAAGGAAACAGUUAGUGUGGGUACUCAACUAAUUGUCAUAGGGAGAGAAAUAGAUGGAAUUGUGGUGUUUCGCUAUGAGCUAGAGAAUCAUAAGUGGUUCAAAGGUCCUUCAAUGAUCACACCGAGGGCCAUGUACGGUUCUGCGAGCCAUGGUAAAACCGCAUUUUUUGCAGGAGGCAUUAAAAUGGAUGAAAAUGGGAACCCUAUUGUUGUGCAAACUGUAGAAAAGUAUAAUGCUGAUACAAAAAGGUGGACUAUGAUUAAUGGAAUGCAUAAAGCAAGGAAGUUCAGCUCAGGAUGUUUCUUGCGUGGAAAAUUUUACGUCCUCGGUGGCCGAGAUGAUAAUGAUAAACACCUCACUUGUGGAGAAAGUUAUGAUGAGACGACAAAUUCUUGGGAGUUGAUACCUGACAUGCUAAAAGACAUGACAGUCAUUGCGCAUUCCCAAUCUCCGCCCCUUAUUGCUGUGGUUGAUGACAAUCUAUACAUGUUAGAAACAUCUUUGAACGAGCUUCGGGUAUAUGAUAUAAACACAAAUAUUUGGAAGAAACUUGGUGUUGUCCCUGUGAGCGCAAACGCUGCCUUCGGUUGGGGGAUUGCGUUUAAAUCGAUGGGAGACAGACUUCUGGUGAUUGGAACUUCUCACUCUUGGCAUAGGAAGACAGUAGUUCACUCAUGCCGUCCUUCUCCAGACGUGGAAGAGCAGCACUGGGAAGAAAUAAAACAUUGGUGUGUUGGUGCUGAGCUCCCACAGUUUAUUCAUAACUGUUGUGUGAUGUUUGCUUAAAGUUUUUUCCAAGGAAAACUUGGAAACUUAUUUGUUUUUGCAUUUGUGCUUAAAGUUGUUGCAUUUGGUUUUAAGUUGUUUGGUUUGUGUUUUUCUGAUUUUUUUGUUUUUCAUUUGGGAUAAAAAUGUUGUUGUUUUUCGUUUUUUUAAGUGCUUAUGUUUGUGAAAAAAAAUACUAAUGUUGUCUAUGUAAUGGUUAUUUAUUUAUUUUGGUUUUGUUUUUUCCCUCUUCAGCCAUAAAUGUCACCUAGUCAUGUUCAGUUAAAAUCACUAUCUGGUUUCAGUUUAUUUUCCAAAAUUUUAGGUUUGUAAAAGUUAUAACACAUUAAAAUCGUAUCUUAAUUUAUUUUUUUAGGUCGGAUAACUAGAGUUUUUAAGGUCAUUUGGCUUUUAACCAUAAACCAUGGUUGUAUCUAUUUUUAUUUAAAAAAUCCCUCUUUUAUUUUAUAUGGUUACAUAAUGGAAUUUCUAUAAGAUUUUACUAAAACAGAGAAUAAACUAAUUUAGUUUUGGUAAUUUUAAUAUAUCAUUUUGUCGUAUUUUCUGUGAACCCAAUAUUUAUUAUUUACACAGAGGUGCGGAAAAAUAACGGAGUUGUAAAUAGUUAGAAAUAAAAGAGCAACAUUAAUAAAUAUGUGCUUAUUUAUCUACAAAUAAUAAUAAGGAUAAGGUUGUUAUUUCUUAAUAUUAUUACAUGUCAGUUCGAUACUAGCGGCUUGAUCUCUGUAACUAUUUAUUAGAUCAUCCCAAUUUCAAAACUCUUUAUCGUUUAUCCAAGAUCAAUGAUUUGAGUUCGCAAUAUUUUAUUUCCUUGAAGCCGAUUUAAAGAACUCUCUGAAGCUAUAGAGCAUCAAAUUUUUCUUCUGAGAAGUGAACAUUGUAAGCUACUUAAAAGGUAUCGGAGAAACAAUAAAUAUCCGUUGCACAUUGUAACAUAAAUUCAUUUCUAUAUAUUCUCAGAGUAACCAAAUACAGUUUGGUUCGAAUCAGGUUAAUCACAUGGUAUUAAAUUAAUACUCGACUUUCGAUUUAUAAAUUUAAUGUGUUAUAUAAGCAAAUAGACUUUGAUCGAAGAAAAUAUACAAAAUGGACUUUCAUUAUAGAUGGAAAGUAAUCUUUUAAUUUAAAAUGGAACCAUUUUAUUUCGCAAGUAUCAACUUUGUUAUUUAUUGUUCUUCAAUAAUGCAUACAUUUAAAAAAAUUGCAAUGAAAUAAAAUAAUUAAUUUAAUUGAAUGCCAAAAAGUAUUCAAAACAUUUCUUUGAAAACCUAAUAAAUAUCCUCAGACAAUUAACAAUAACUUAGUCAAAACUGCAAACAAUCACUAAUUAGUAGUCUUAUCGUGUAUGGUAAAGAUUUAAAUAAACUCAUAAAAGUUUAGUCAAAAUUUCCAGAUAAUUUAUUACUUGUAUUUAUGGUAGAAGGUUGAAUAAGGAUAUUGUAUUAAUAUGGUAAGAAAAUUAAACAAAACGUUAUAAUUAUGGUAGAGCUAAAAUUCAAAACACAUAUGCUAUAUAUAUCUGAGUAACUUAGUCAAGAUUUCUUAUGCAUCUUUUCAACUAACUAAAUAUAACUGGGAUUGAAGAGAGCAUUCAAUAAAGAAUUUCUAUCAGUUUUUAAGGUACACAUGCAAAUUUUAUGAUAAAUCUAAUCACCAGUGAUAUUAUUACAUAUCAGAUUUUUAUAUUGCAUCACUAUCACAUAAUAUAUUAAUCUUUGUCAUAAUAUGCUUAGUUUUGAAAUUAUAUUGAUUUACUUAUAAGAAAUAAUACAUAUUCCCAAUUUGAUAUUUUGAAAGUUCUUUAAAUAGAAAAAUUAUAAUCGUAAAAGGCAUGUAAUUAUAUGUUUUAGAACAGUGCUUGUCCAUUUCCGUCGUGUUGCAUAAAUUUAAAUUACAUUUUUCUAGUGGCUCACAUUAUUGUAUAGACUAAGGAAAUAUUUUUCUUAAUCUCUUGAAAUAUUAAAUUUUCAAAACAUUAAAUUAUAUAGAUGCAUUAAUUAAUUAUUUUCUUGCAAUUUUUGAGUUUAUAUUAGUUAAUGCAAUUUUUGAAUCUCUUUGAUUUCCCAGUUCAUAUAACAGAAUCUCAUUAUUGUUUCUUUAAAUAAAAUUUGGGAGUUCAAAUACUUAAAAUUGUUUGUA
Brassica napus (rape) is the source of this 3483-nucleotide messenger RNA. Its product is annotated as F-box/kelch-repeat protein At3g27150-like. The coding region runs from base 1 to 1344 and encodes 447 amino acids. Gene Ontology annotation, molecular function: protein binding. Lineage: Eukaryota; Viridiplantae; Streptophyta; Magnoliopsida; Brassicales; Brassicaceae. The record is from RefSeq and is a predicted model, not a curated record. The transcript has a single exon. Gene Ontology annotation, cellular component: cytosol.